AUGGCCACUUUUACCAAGAUCCCGGAUUCAGAGACCCCCGUGGUCUCGGUCAACCACCUUAACAAGAUUGCAAAGAUCAACGACAAUGUUUAUGGAGGUUUCACCGAACACAUGGGCCGCUGCAUCUAUGGCGGUAUCUACGAUCCUGGCAACCCCCUAUCAGAUGAGGAUGGUUUCCGCAAAGAUGUGAUUGAGGCAUUCAAGGAUCUCAACUGUCCUGUUGUCAGAUAUCCUGGCGGUAACUUUGUAGCUACUUACCACUGGCUCGAUGGUGUUGGUCCCAGAGACCAGAGACCCGUGAGACCGGAACUUGCCUGGCUCGGUGAGGAAAGCAAUCAGUUUGGUACCGAUGAGUUCCUGAAGUGGUGCGAGGUUGUUGGCACCGAACCAUACCUUGCUCUCAACUUUGGCACCGGCACGCUGGACGAGGCUUUGGGCUGGUUGGAGUACUGCAACUCUGACAAGAACACUUACUACGCUAACCUGAGACGUAAGAAUGGCCGUGAUAAGCCUUACAAUGUCAAGUACUGGGCUCUCGGAAACGAGAUGUGGGGACCAUGGCAGGUCGGCCAAAUGACCAAGGAGGCAUACGCAGACAAGGCCUACCAAUGGGCCAAGGCCAUGAAGUUGCUAGACCCCAGCGUCGUGCUUAUUCUGUGCGGUGAGACCGGCUACAGCUCAUGGGACACCUAUGUGCUGAAGGAGUGCGUGAAAUGGGACACUCACACUCUAGGCGGCAGCACGACCGCCUCACUCAUCGACAUGCACAGCAUCCACAUCUACACAGCUUCAAACGACCACUUGAAGAACGUAACAGCGCCUCGCAGUGCUGAGCGCGCCAUCGAAAUUACUGGAGGCUUGAUCGAUCUCGUCCGUAUUGAAAACAAGGUGCCAUAUACAGUACCAGCACCCACCAUCUGCUUUGACGAGUGGAACGUCUGGGACCCCGUACGUGCUCCCGGUGACAUUGGCGCAGAGGAGAAGUACACUUUGUCAGACGCACUUGCUGUUGGUGUGUGGUUGAACGUCUUCAUCCGUCAAGCCAAGUACAUUGGCAUGGCAAACAUUGCUCAGAGCGUCAAUGUCAUUUCACCACUCAUGACCACCAAGGAUGGUAUUCUCAAGCAGACGACAUGGUGGCCUCUGCUGUUGUUCUCAAAGUACAUGCGCGGCUGGACCGUGGCAGUCAAUGUGCGCUGUGGCGAGUACGAGGGCGAGACUGAGCCCAAGUGGAUCAGAGGCACCAUCGAGACUCCCUGGUUGGAUGUCUCGGCUACCAUCAACGAAGAAGGUAUUGUCAGCAUGGCUGUGGUCAACGUGUCGGACAGCAAAGACUUUUCUACCAAGCUCGAGGGUGUCAGCAGUGACGCAAUCACUGUUUACACUGUCACUGGCGACAAUCCUAUGGUUGCCAACACAAACGGCAAUGAGGAGGAGGUUGUCAUCAAGGAGACCAAGUGGGACGGCAAGGGCGAGUUCACUUUCCCCAAACACUCGGUCACUAUGCUCAGAUGGAAGGCUUGA
Aureobasidium namibiae CBS 147.97 is the source of this 1524-nucleotide messenger RNA. RefSeq names its product family 51 glycoside hydrolase. Gene Ontology annotation, molecular function: alpha-L-arabinofuranosidase activity. Lineage: Eukaryota; Fungi; Ascomycota; Dothideomycetes; Dothideales; Saccotheciaceae. The transcript is spliced from 4 exons. Gene Ontology annotation, biological process: polysaccharide catabolic process; L-arabinose metabolic process. The coding region runs from base 1 to 1524 and encodes 507 amino acids. The record is from RefSeq and is a predicted model, not a curated record.